UUGAAGUAGAAAGAAAACAUACACAACUCAGCCCAGGGAAGCCAUUUUCGCCGCAAAACUUUAGUUUUUUUUACCAACUAUGCUCUCCAGUCGGACUUCAAGAUUCAUUCACAAGUUUCUACCCAUCAUAGGGACGAUUCUGCUGAUUUUUGCACAGUAUUUGGUGCUUGCAGAAGACGACCCCCCUCCCCAGCCUGCAUAUAACGAGAACCCAGCUUUCCGACCGAACUCUGUCCACAGUAACUACGGGUUCUCGGCGGAGUACUUCAGGUACAACUACAGCCAGACUCCCGUCAUCAUCUGGUGGACCAAGGCGCUCUUCCCGCACUUUAACGGCAACACCGCCACUAUACACUGUGAUCUCGGUACGUGCAUCUCUACAACAGACAAGAAGAAGAAGCGCGACCCGGCCACCCGAGGGUUCAUCUUCUACGGCACGGACUUCAGGGCCCACGAGACGCCGUUGCCACGACAACCGCAUCACGAGUGGGCUCUGCUCCACGAGGAGUCUCCAAUGAACAACUACAUCCUGUCCCAUCAGCCCAUGCUGCAGCUGUUCAACCACACGGGGACGUUUCGCAGGGAGUCAGACUAUCCUCUCACACUGCAGCACCUGCCAUCGCUGUCGUACCUCACGAGUCGUGAUCCAGUGCCGCUUCAUGAGAAGAACCGACUAAAGGAUACGGCUGGCCUGGCCUCCGUGGCCUACAUCCAGAGCCACUGUGGGGUUGCUUCAGACAGAGACAGCUAUGUGCAGGAGUUGAUGAAGUAUAUAAAAGUGGACUCCUUAGGAAAGUGUCUGCAUAACAAGGAGCUUCCAGAGGAGCUGCAGAACACCUUAACCAUGGAGGAGGACGGCUUCUUCAGUAUCAUCGCAAACUACAAGUUCCACAUCGCAUUCGAGAACGGCAUAUGCAGAGACUACAUGACAGAGAAGCUUUUCCGUCCGCUGCACCUGGGGGUUGUGCCAAUCUACUGGGGCUCCGAGGCGGCCAAGGACUGGAUGCCCAACGAUCACAGCAUCAUCCUUAAGGACGACUUUGCGUCUCCCAAGGAGCUAGCGGAAUACAUCACCUUCCUGGACCAGAAUGAUGAGGAGUAUGAGAAGUUCCUGGAGUACCGACAGCCGGGGGGGAUCACUAACACCCUGCUUGUGGAGGAGAUGGAGAGAAGGCCGUGGGGACUGAGCAGCAUGGACGAACCAAACUUCAUCAACGGCUUUGAGUGUCACGUGUGCGACAGGAUCCUGGAGAGGCUUGAUGCUGAGAGGCUCCAUGCAGCUAACCCGGGAGAGAACCCGCCUCCCCCCCCACCCAGGCUGGGUCAGUACACACACAUGGGCUGCCCACAACCCACCCGUGCGGUCGACACUCAGGAACCAUCCAAACCUGGCAACGAAUGGCUUGCAUUUGACUGGGUGAAUGAUUUCUGGGGCACCUGGGACAUGGCAAUGGCGCUGAAACAGAUGAUCCAAGCUGGGGAGAAGGACUCAAGGAAAUUGUUUGACUUCUUGGAAAAGAUGCACGGCAGGCACUGACACAUGGUUCCUUAUCAUCAUCAUCAUCCGUUGUCCGAGGGGUGGGGUAAGAUGUUGCCUGUCGUAUCCAGAACCGUGAUUUAUCCAGAAUCGUGCUCAUGGUUCUGGAUAGUUCAUACGUAUCCAGAACCGUGCUUUAUUCAUAUAACCAUGCUCAUUCACAGUUCUAGAUAGUCCAUGGGUAUUCAGAACCAUGCCUGGAGCAAAUCUAUGUGAUUGGAUACAGGGAGACUAUCCAGAACUAUGCCCUGAUCCUAACUUAAACCCAUUCAGACAUAAAACUACGGUUCUGGGUACGAUAUGGGUUAUUUAAGAUAUUCAGUCUGCUAUGGCAAGACUGAAAGUUUUAGUUGACUACAUUUAAUCCAGAAGAGUCCAAUUAUACCAACCAAAGAUUAGCUAGUCUCACGUUCUUGACAAGAGAACUAAGUUUAGGUCACACCAAACCAUUCCUUUGUCUAUUUAUUCAUUUUUGUUGUUCGGGAACAGUAGUAGGUUUUAGAGUUACUAUGGCAGAUCAAAAAUCAUGUUUUUAGGUAGAUAAAUUGAUGGAUGGUGGACAAUUUUUUAAAUUAGAGUUUUAUGUCUGCUUCCAUACUUUAAGAGGAAUACUUUGUUGCAUUGUGCAUUUCCUUGCAUAUAUGUUUGUGUAGUUUUUAUGUAUUAUGUAUAGAUAGCAUACAUUAAGACAUUUAUAUAUAUUCAGAAUCUAUAUAAUAAUGAUGUAUCAAGCUUUCUUAGUCUAGGAACAUUGCUAGUGCCCAUGUGCAAUCAAGCAUUUUACUAUCAAGGGAAUUUUCAUGUUUGUGCCAAAAUCAUACUGUAUU
Molecule: messenger RNA, 2364 nt
Organism: Branchiostoma belcheri (Belcher's lancelet)
Lineage: Eukaryota; Metazoa; Chordata; Leptocardii; Amphioxiformes; Branchiostomatidae
Product: alpha-(1,3)-fucosyltransferase 11-like
Exons: 8
Coding region: 80-1537 (485 amino acids)
Cellular component (GO): membrane
Molecular function (GO): alpha-(1->3)-fucosyltransferase activity
Source: RefSeq, a predicted model, not a curated record